AGUCAAUCAGCGGCAGAGCUGAGAAGGGCACAGCCGCGCGGCGGAGGGCAGAGUCAGCCGAGCCGAGUCCAGCCGGACGAGCGGACCAGCGCAGGGCAGCCCAAGCAGCGCGCAGCGAACGCCCGCCGCCGCCCACACCCUCUGCGGUCCCCGCGGCGCCUGCCACCCUUCCCUCCUUCCCCGCGUCCCCGCCUCGCCGGCCAGUCAGCUUGCCGGGUUCGCUGCCCCGCGAAACCCCGAGGUCACCAGCCCGCGCCUCUGCUUCCCUGGGCCGCGCGCCGCCUCCACGCCCUCCUUCUCCCCUGGCCCGGCGCCUGGCACCGGGGACCGUUGCCUGACGCGAGGCCCAGCUCUACUUUUCGCCCCGCGUCUCCUCCGCCUGCUCGCCUCUUCCACCAACUCCAACUCCUUCUCCCUCCAGCUCCACUCGCUAGUCCCCGACUCCGCCAGCCCUCGGCCCGCUGCCGUAGCGCCGCUUCCCGUCCGGUCCCAAAGGUGGGAACGCGUCCGCCCCGGCCCGCACCAUGGCACGGUUCGGCUUGCCCGCGCUUCUCUGCACCCUGGCAGUGCUCAGCGCCGCGCUGCUGGCUGCCGAGCUCAAGUCGAAAAGUUGCUCGGAAGUGCGACGUCUUUACGUGUCCAAAGGCUUCAACAAGAACGAUGCCCCCCUCCACGAGAUCAACGGUGAUCAUUUGAAGAUCUGUCCCCAGGGUUCUACCUGCUGCUCUCAAGAGAUGGAGGAGAAGUACAGCCUGCAAAGUAAAGAUGAUUUCAAAAGUGUGGUCAGCGAACAGUGCAAUCAUUUGCAAGCUGUCUUUGCUUCACGUUACAAGAAGUUUGAUGAAUUCUUCAAAGAACUACUUGAAAAUGCAGAGAAAUCCCUGAAUGAUAUGUUUGUGAAGACAUAUGGCCAUUUAUACAUGCAAAAUUCUGAGCUAUUUAAAGAUCUCUUCGUAGAGUUGAAACGUUACUACGUGGUGGGAAAUGUGAACCUGGAAGAAAUGCUAAAUGACUUCUGGGCUCGCCUCCUGGAGCGGAUGUUCCGCCUGGUGAACUCCCAGUACCACUUUACAGAUGAGUAUCUGGAAUGUGUGAGCAAGUAUACGGAGCAGCUGAAGCCCUUCGGAGAUGUCCCUCGCAAAUUGAAGCUCCAGGUUACUCGUGCUUUUGUAGCAGCCCGUACUUUCGCUCAAGGCUUAGCGGUUGCGGGAGAUGUCGUGAGCAAGGUCUCCGUGGUAAACCCCACAGCCCAGUGUACCCAUGCCCUGUUGAAGAUGAUCUACUGCUCCCACUGCCGGGGUCUCGUGACUGUGAAGCCAUGUUACAACUACUGCUCAAACAUCAUGAGAGGCUGUUUGGCCAACCAAGGGGAUCUCGAUUUUGAAUGGAACAAUUUCAUAGAUGCUAUGCUGAUGGUGGCAGAGAGGCUAGAGGGUCCUUUCAACAUUGAAUCGGUCAUGGAUCCCAUCGAUGUGAAGAUUUCUGAUGCUAUUAUGAACAUGCAGGAUAAUAGUGUUCAAGUGUCUCAGAAGGUUUUCCAGGGAUGUGGACCCCCCAAGCCCCUCCCAGCUGGACGAAUUUCUCGUUCCAUCUCUGAAAGUGCCUUCAGUGCUCGCUUCAGACCACAUCACCCCGAGGAACGCCCAACCACAGCAGCUGGCACUAGUUUGGACCGACUGGUUACUGAUGUCAAGGAGAAACUGAAACAGGCCAAGAAAUUCUGGUCCUCCCUUCCGAGCAACGUUUGCAACGAUGAGAGGAUGGCUGCAGGAAACGGCAAUGAGGAUGACUGUUGGAAUGGGAAAGGCAAAAGCAGGUACCUGUUUGCAGUGACAGGAAAUGGAUUAGCCAACCAGGGCAACAACCCAGAGGUCCAGGUUGACACCAGCAAACCAGACAUACUGAUCCUUCGUCAAAUCAUGGCUCUUCGAGUGAUGACCAGCAAGAUGAAGAAUGCAUACAAUGGGAACGACGUGGACUUCUUUGAUAUCAGUGAUGAAAGUAGUGGAGAAGGAAGUGGAAGUGGCUGUGAGUAUCAGCAGUGCCCUUCAGAGUUUGACUACAAUGCCACUGACCAUGCUGGGAAGAGUGCCAAUGAGAAAGCCGACAGUGCUGGUGUCCGUCCUGGGGCACAGGCCUACCUCCUCACUGUCUUCUGCAUCUUGUUCCUGGUUAUGCAGAGAGAGUGGAGAUAAUUCUCAAACUCUGAGAAAAAGUGUUCAUCAAAAAGUUAAAAGGCACCAGUUAUCACUUUUCUACCAUCCUAGUGACUUUGCUUUUUAAAUGAAUGGACAACAAUGUACAGUUUUUACUAUGUGGCCACUGGUUUAAGAAGUGCUGACUUUGUUUUCUCAUUCAGUUUUGGGAGGAAAAGGGACUGUGCAUUGAGUUGGUUCCUGCUCCCCCAAACCAUGUUAAACGUGGCUAACAGUGUAGGUACAGAACUAUAGUUAGUUGUGCAUUUGUGAUUUUAUCACUCUAUUAUUUGUUUGUAUGUUUUUUUCUCAUUUCGUUUGUGGGUUUUUUUUUCCAACUGUGAUCUCGCCUUGUUUCUUACAAGCAAACCAGGGUCCCUUCUUGGCACGUAACAUGUACGUAUUUCUGAAAUAUUAAAUAGCUGUACAGAAGCAGGUUUUAUUUAUCAUGUUAUCUUAUUAAAAGAAAAAGCCCAAAAAGCAGUAAAAUUUCCAUUUCUCCCUGUUAUUUUAGUUGCCUUAUCUGGAGAGACGUGGAGGUGAUUUUCUUUUUUUUAAAUUAUUAUUAAGACAGAAUGUGAGGGCACAAGCAGGCUUCUGAGCCACUUGUCAGAUUGUAUUCAAAGCAUCAAUCCAAGAAGGAGGUUAUGUGUACUUCAUUUAUUGGUGAUAGUUGGAAGAGACUGCAGACUACUGCUUUGAAUGAGUUGAAUUACAUAAGCUAAGAUCACUAUAGGUCCAUUUCUUGAACCCACUUAUACAUAAAAUGUAACCCAUUUAGAAAAAGAUUCUGGAUAUCAUCCCCCUUGAAAGAUAGAAAGCAUUCAGGAUGUCCCAGUUAUCACAUGUUCACACUUGGGUUUAGGGGUGUUUUUUUUUAAAACCAGGCAGGUUAGCUAGCCCACCCUGUGCUAGUUUUCAUGUUCACACUGACCCUAUUUGAAUUAAUAUCCUUUGUUAGAGUGGUCGAGAUUUCAAACCCAAUUAUGUACAGGGAGCUGUCUGAGAGCUAGCCAGAACUGGGGUACAGCCUGGGCUCAGGGAAUAGCUGUCAACACUCGGGCAAAGUUUUUGUCUGUGCAUGUGUAUCUCCAUUUGUUUUGGGAUCCCAGUUUUUGUUUUAAGAGAGUAUAAGGUGUCUCAUUUGAGUCUUUUUCUUACCUAGCCCCCUCUUAUCAGUAAAACAAAGGACUUGCCAUGGUUCACAGCAAUGUGCUACGAUCCAAGAUAUCAGCCAAGGAGCCCACUUAGGGGAGAACUAGGUGUCCAGAUUUUUGUAUGUGUUGUUUUUCUUGGGGGAUGGGGUGGGGUGGGAGUAGGUAGAGCUGAGAAUACUACAUCUUAGUGGUGACCUUUAGCCACGUGGGUGAAGUGGCAAAGGCCAUGGCCAUAUCUGUUGUCCCAGGCCAAAGACUAACAACUGCCUUGGGAAUCCCUUCCUUGUGUCCUUACCAAAUGAUAGCUCAUAAAACUCUGAUAAUGUAACAAAUCACUUUCAAAGGAGUUCCCAGAAGUCUUCAGAAAGACUAAAAUUCUGUCUCUUCCUGCUUUAGACAGCCAUUAAGAUCCCAACUAAUUUUACCGAACCUAAAACCCACAAAGAGGUUGUUUGUGUUAUUGUUCAAUCUUCAGUUGUAAGAGUAAUUCUCUAUUUUUAUAUUGAAACAUAAUUACUUGAUAGCUCAGGGUCUACAUUUCAUUCAACUUUUUACACCAAAUUCUGCAGAGUGGUCAAAAUGGAAUAUUGGGGGCUGUUGUAAACAGAGGCUUAAUUUUAUUAGAAGUAGCCAGUUAUUUAUUAAAGCAUGAUGUUAAUAAAAUAGGCAUAUUCUGGCUGGUGUGUAUAAGUGGUUUUUUUUUUAAAACAAAUCAGAAGACAUAAAAUUGAAAAGGCACUCCAUUUAUAUAUAAGGGAAAAUAGAUUGUAAAUAGCUAAGGGGCCUUGUGAGAACUUGGAAAAUGUGCUGAUACUUAGUAACUACCUCAGUUGUGAGGAAUUUCCUUUUUAGCUUAGACUGCUAUUACUUUUACUUGGUAGAAAUGAAUCUGGUCUCCAAAAUAUGGCUCAGAGAGUUAUCCCCAUAGACCUUGUUAGAUUGUUUUUAAUUUAAAACCUUGAACUCUGCCCAGCUGUUUUCUUCCAGUCAAAUUCUCUAAACCAAUAACAUUUUCCAAAUUAAGUAUUCUUGAAGGUUCUUCUGAACUCUUACUGAUUUGUUUUCUUUCUUUGCAUUUUUUCCUGUUACUCUUUUAUUAUUUAAAUUGUCUCUUGCUUUUGAACUUCAACUAUGAAAUAAACAAAUCAUAGAUUUUUCCAUUCAGGUCUGACUGGAUAACUCUUGGCUUCUAAGCAGCUGGCAAGCUCACCCCCACUCCCCAAAAAAGAAGAAAGGCAAGUUGAAUAUUUUAAAACCUUAAGAGUUUGGAGUAUGAAGUAGAAUAAAAGCCUUGUUAGGAGAAGACCUGACUUUUCCAAAGUUAACAGCAUGUGAAGGGCUUGUGUUUUACAAAGUCAUUUAUAAAUUAUUUUUCUUUAAAACACAUCACCUACUCUGUACCUUAAAGAUUUUACAACUCUUAGAUUUAUAUUUUAUUUCAAAAAUCGUAACUAGCACCUGUUAUUUUGAUUAAAAGACACUGCGAAGAAUUGACGUAAAUUUCUAAAGUUUAGUUACUGAGUGUUCAAAACCUAACAGUUCACAUGAAGUAAAAAUUGUCAUUUGUGAUUACAGAAUCAAAAUAAAAAUAGGUAUGAAUGGUGCUA
This is a messenger RNA of Homo sapiens (human), 4959 nucleotides long. It is a transcript of the gene GPC4, whose product is annotated as glypican 4. Gene Ontology annotation, biological process: synaptic membrane adhesion; regulation of signal transduction. The record is from RefSeq and is marked reviewed. The transcript is spliced from 9 exons. The coding region runs from base 525 to 2195 and encodes 556 amino acids. NCBI's taxonomy places the organism in Eukaryota, Metazoa, Chordata, Mammalia, Primates, Hominidae. Gene Ontology annotation, cellular component: lysosomal lumen; glutamatergic synapse; extracellular region.